GCCCAGCAUACGCCACACCUUUGCCAGAGACCACCAGGUUUGAAUCCAUCACAUCAGAAACAGCUACGGCUCCUCCAGAGAGCACGACAGCUUCAGGAAAGAGUAGCAUGGUGACUUCUCCCACGAUGGAAACCACAAGUACUAUUCCAGAGAGCAUAGCAAUCUCGGUAGCAAUCCCAGCAACCACCUUGACUGCAUCCACCACAUCACAAACUACCACAUCUGCUCCAGUGACCCCAGAGCCAUCCAGCCUUUUCCCGAGAGUUCCACAAUGAGGAGUAGUAAAACAAGAACCACUACUCAACUUCCAACCACCAUGGAAACUACUUCUCCACAAACCACCACGUUGGAAACCGCAAGAACAGCAACAGCCACUUCUCCCACAGAGACCACAAUGACCUCCAGCUCUAUCAAGACUACUAGCUCUUCAGAAACGACUACUCAACAUUCUAUCACCACACAAUUCUUAGCUACUUCUCCCGAGGCCACCACACCUGAAUCCAUCAUCAUCAGAAGCAGCCAGCUCUCCAAUGAGUGCAGUGCCUUCUACGGCAUCAGCAAAGAGCACAGUAACUUCUUCUAUUUCCGAAACCACCACACCAAUUCCAGAGAGCGCAGUGUCCUCCACAUCUUUUUCACAGACUAGCAUGCCGCCAUCCAGUUCGCCAAUGACCACUGCUUCUGCUUCAUCAAGUAGUGGGGCAUCUGUAACUCCCACUACCGCUUCCAGACGUCCUUCUACCCCUGAGGAAACGUCCACCUCUGCUCCAGAGAGUACACCACAUACGACAAUUUCGGAAAAGAGCACCAUAACCACUUUUGCUAGUAUGGCAAUCACAGGUUCCAUUUCGGAGAGCCCAGCAUACGCCACACCUUUGCCAGAGACCACCAGGUUUGAAUCCAUCACAUCAGAAACAGCUACGGCUCCUCCAGAGAGCACGACAGCUUCAGGAAAGAGUAGCAUGGUGACUUCUCCACAUGAUGGAAACCACAAGUACUAUUCCAGAGAGCAUAGCAAUCUCUGUAGCAAUCCCAGCAACCACCUUGACUGCAUCCACCACAUCACAAACUACCACAUCUGCUCCAGUGACCCCAGAGCCAUCCAGCCCUUUUCCCGAGAGUUCCACAAUGAGGAGUAGUAAAACAAGAACCACUACUCAACUUCCAACCACCAUGGAAACUACUUCUCCACAAACCACCACGUUGGAAACCGCAAAAACAGCAACAGCCACU
Molecule: messenger RNA, 1233 nt
Organism: Pantherophis guttatus
Lineage: Eukaryota; Metazoa; Chordata; Lepidosauria; Squamata; Colubridae
Source: RefSeq, a predicted model, not a curated record